Molecule: messenger RNA, 435 nt
Organism: Dimorphilus gyrociliatus
Lineage: Eukaryota; Metazoa; Annelida; Polychaeta; Dinophilidae
Source: the annotation of a GenBank genome assembly
AACAUCGUCGAGUGUUCAUACCUCAACAACCAAAUCAACUCUUAAAUCAUCAUGCCUCCUAAAGUUGGUGGAAAAGCCGCAUCUAAAGGUUCGAAGAAGGCUGCAUCGAAGGCCAAAGCUGUUCGCAGCACUGACAAGAAGAAGAAGAGAAGGAGGAAGGAAUCUUACGCCAUCUACAUCUACAAAGUUUUGAAACAAGUUCAUCCAGAUACUGGUAUCUCAUCCAAAGCUAUGUCUAUCAUGAACUCCUUCGUCAACGACAUCUUCGAAAGAAUUGCUGCCGAAGCCUCCAGAUUGGCUCAUUACAACAAAAGAUCAACAAUCACGUCCAGAGAAAUCCAAACAGCCGUAAGACUUCUGUUGCCCGGUGAAUUGGCUAAGCACGCCGUUUCUGAGGGAACCAAGGCUGUAACCAAGUACACCAGCGCUAAGUAA